CCCUCCCAAUCAUGUGAUUCAGGUGUUCCAAUCCCCUCCAUGGACACAGGUGUAUACAAUCAAGCCCCUAGGCAUGCAGACGGCUUCUACAAACAUUGGUGAAAGAAUGGGUCGCUCUCAGGAGCUCAGUGACUCCAAGCGUGGUCCCGUGAUAGGUGGCCACCUGUGCAAUAAGUCCAUCCGUGACAUUUCCUGGCUACUAAAUAUUCCACGCUCAACUGUUAGUGGGAAGCCACUGGGAACAACAGCCACUCAGCCA
Molecule: messenger RNA, 259 nt
Organism: Staurois parvus
Lineage: Eukaryota; Metazoa; Chordata; Amphibia; Anura; Ranidae
Source: the annotation of a GenBank genome assembly